Messenger RNA from Xylaria bambusicola, 2133 nucleotides. Its product is annotated as ras small monomeric GTPase. Bases 738 to 1439 code for a protein of 233 amino acids. Gene Ontology annotation, biological process: signal transduction. Lineage: Eukaryota; Fungi; Ascomycota; Sordariomycetes; Xylariales; Xylariaceae. Gene Ontology annotation, cellular component: plasma membrane. The transcript has 2 exons. The record is from RefSeq and is a predicted model, not a curated record. Gene Ontology annotation, molecular function: GDP binding; GTP binding; GTPase activity.
AGGACACCCAGGACACCCAGGACAAUUCGCAUUCGAUCAAUUCUCCACAAUCCACAAAACAACCUUACACUCACUCACUCACUCGCUCGCUCACUUGGUAGACCAGACCUUGAAGCCUUGACCCUCCCGCCUCUUUCUCCUCCUCAUUUCACACCACUCAACCACUCAAUUGCUUCCGCUUCCUCUCUCCAAACACCCACGCCGUGCCCCGAGACACUCGCUAUAUAGCUUGUGCUGCUGCUGCUGCUAUUGCCGCUGCCGCCGCCGCCGCCGCUUGCUGGUGCUGCCGUUGCCGUUGUUGCUGCUGCUGCUGGUGUUGGUGCCGUUGCUUCUGCCGUCGUUGCUACUGCAUCUCGUUACCACUAGUAUCGUCGUUGUCCUCGCCAUCGUCGUCGCCGCUGCUCCUGCUGCUCCUACUACUACUGCUACUACUUCCGUUGCUAGUAUUUAUUUUAUAUUUUAUUAUAUCUCGUCCCCGCCAGCCACGACGUUCCGCUACUGUCACCUUCCCCUGCCUAUUUAUAUCGAUACGAACCAAAUACAAUAGGCCGCUUACAUCAUUUUCCUCUCACAUUACCUAGACCUUUGCGAAACUUGACCUACUACAACGCACUCCAAUAUCCUCAUCCAUCCUACCUUGUUGGAUUACACUACAUACAACUAUUAGUUAAUACUCUUUUGAUUCGCGUACCUCUCGCCCACCCUUCGGUCCAUUGUUGGCCACUCCUAAUUUCACGAUGACGCCGCGAAUGGUGCUAUACAGGCUGGUGGUGCUUGGUGAUGGUGGUGUGGGCAAGACAGCCUUGACAAUUCAAUUAUGUUUACAGCACUUUGUCGAAACUUAUGACCCCACAAUCGAGGACUCUUACCGCAAACAGGUUGUGAUAGAUGGUUCCGCGUGCAUGCUUGAAGUACUAGACACAGCUGGACAAGAAGAAUACACGGCGUUGAGAGACCAGUGGAUCCGCGAUGGUGAGGGAUUUGUCCUGGUCUACAGCAUCUCCUCCCGGUCGUCGUUUUCCAGAAUCAAGCGGUUCCACCACCAGAUUCAACGUGUCAAGGAAUCAUGCCAAUCAUCACCAACAUAUGGAGGCUCGCCAAUAUCAGCUGCCGUCCCUGCGAGCUCCGUGCCUAUCAUGCUUGUCGGCAACAAGAGCGACCGCGUAACAGAAAGAGAAGUAUCUACACAAGAGGGCCACGCCUUAGCGAGGGAGCUAGGCUGCGAAUUUGUGGAGGCGUCAGCGAAGAACUGCAUCAACGUAGAGAAAGCUUUUUACGACGUCGUUAGAAUACUACGCCGGCAACGAGAGGCGGCAUCACGCCCACCGGCGCAGCGCAACCGCCCUCCUAACGGAGACACGUUUCCACCAGCCCGUGAUAACGAACGAUAUAGGAGGCCUCGGGGCCGGGGAAAUGGAAGCAAAUGCAUCAUUUUAUGAGAGCCUAGUAUAGUGAGGCAGUGACGGAUGUUGCGAGCUUGCGCAUAACUGAAACGAUACCACGACAGCACUUCAUUUAUAUCCGAUUCAUAUGUACCGUAUCGAAGCACUACCGACUGAUUGCGACCACCUUGGGCGGUGCAUACCGCUCGAGGGCCGAAGCCCAUAUGCUGUUCAAGACAGGGUAGGCCGUGUCCAUACGUACUCGAUUCCGUCUCAUCUCUCUGUAUUGCUUUUUUUUGGACAUGAACCAGUUUCCCACCUGGCGAACGGCGUACGAAUGAAAAAUAAAAAAGCGGCAUCUAGGGCGCAAGACCACUUGGAUUUUCCGUAUACCAAGAAGACACAUUACUGUGAAAGAGAUGGGUCGGGCAGCCGGCGGUGUUCUGGAGUCUCGGAGGGGGGCUGCCAUUUUACGCCACAAGAGUUUCCAGUUCUUCAAGUCAUCUUCUGCACAAUUUUUCUCCAUUGCAAUGUCCAUAUUUUCAACUUAGCCACGCAUGAAUAUUCAUUGUCCCCUUGGUCGGAAAAAGGAUUGUGGAGCCGCGCGGGAAGAACACCCGCCAGGACCUCUUCGAUAUACUGCAUAUUGAGCUAUAUAGUCCAAUCUACUCGGCUAUGGUUAGAACACACUAUAUUCACUCAUCAAUCUAGUCGACUCUUAUAUCAUAUGCUUUUCUCUUAUUUUUUCAAC